Messenger RNA from Phytomonas sp. EM1, 4520 nucleotides. Lineage: Eukaryota; Euglenozoa; Kinetoplastea; Trypanosomatida; Trypanosomatidae. The record is from the annotation of a GenBank genome assembly.
GGUUCAAUAUUGGGUUUGCUUUUAGUAGAUUUGUAUUGUAUUCAUUUACUUUUCUGACUAUUUACGAAACACCUUUUGGGCUCGACGUUUCUUUGUUGUCCACAUCCCCCCAGCUUCGUUUUUCCCCCCUUUAUUGUGGAGGCAUGGAUUCAUUACCACUAUAAGCAUGGCUAAACUUACCAAAAAUAAUAAUCGUAAUGUAUAUGUAUAUAUACACAUAUACACUCAUACAUACAUAUAACUAGUUGCAAAGAUGUAAGAUAUACCUUUCUCAUUCUUGAAUUAUAUAGAGGCUAGAGCGUAAGGGGAUGGCAUUUUUUGCUCAUAAUUUUUCCUUUUAAUCGCGUGCUAACAUUUGUGUAAAGGGGCUAGGGGAGCAGAACAUAAAAGGUCUGUCCUUGCAAUUUUGACAAAAUUACCGUUGUAUCACUCCUCCCCCCCCCCCCCCCAGCCUCCCUUAUGUCCUUUCUAGAAGAAACCGUUGGUUUUCACUUUUGUUUCAAUUAAAAUGUUUAUAUUAUUUUUUCCCCUUUUGCUUAAUAGCCUAAUUGUAAUAUUAGCAAUACUAUAAAUCCACGCGUUAAAUCUCUAAACCUUUUGAUAAAAGAACAUAUAUUUAUCUAUAAGUUAUCUGUCCUGGUCUCAAAUGGAUUCAUCAUUAUCAUUCUGCUUCUUUCUUUUUGUAUUUGGCUAUCUACUUCUAUCUCGAUUAAAAUACAGUUCACCAAAGUUUAGGGAUAACGCAAAAAGGAUUCGGAAAUGUAUGCGGACUAUAUGUAAUACCAUGCGUAGGUAAAGUUUUUUUCUACGUGCUUCGAAGUAGCUGUAUUAUCUAUCACUUUACUAUUUUUGUUGAUGCAGCGUGUGCUCGUAAAUCUGAUCAUGGCAUUGUGGUCGUGUAUGCUGGUGUGUUCAUGCAAUAUCUUUACCACCUCCCAUGAGUGCAGUGGGGAAGAUCUCGUUCAUCCACAAAUCAUUUGUUUAUUUUUUAAAAUUGCCAACAUUGUCAAUAGCCAUAAGUUGAUUUACGAAUCGUUCUGAGGUAAUCAUAGGAAGAAUUAAGCUCCUGUGUAAGAGAAAAAAGGCAGAGGGCGAGAAUGUAGAGAGGACUCCCCUGAGGUGAUAGCUUAGAAACGAAGGAUGGAUCUCUGUAGAAAAGGUACAAAUUGAAUUCAAGCGGGGGUUAUUUUUCAUAGGCUUCUUUUCUGAUUUGAUGCAUUUUUCUAUGAUUUUAUUCUCCAUCCUUUUCACUAUAACAUAUUUUUUUUUCUGUGUGGAUUUGUGAAAGGUGUUGCGAUUGCUGUUCACUUACAAGUUGCUAAGGGUAUGGCGUGAAACUGGUAAAUGAGUCGUGAUGGGCAUAUCGCUUCUCUUUAACUACUUUCAUUACUAGUUUUCCUAUUCAAGGUAAUUUAUCUGUAUGUGUGCGUGAUUUGAUAUACAUAGUGAUGCAGAUGAAAAUGGUAUUAUGGAAGGGGCUAGCGAAGGGGGAAAGCUUAGGUAACAGAAAAAAAGACAUGGGGCUGAAUUGUGCUGUUGUAAAAUCAUAUGUGCAUUUUAUUCGUAAGCUAUAGGGUUUAUCCGAUUACGUGCUUGUCAUUGGUGGUUUUAGGGGGAAAGAGAGUGCUGCGUGAGGAAAGGUGGUUGCUAGAGUUGUAGUGAUGUGUAUACAUCGGCAAUAGCAGAGGAUGGACUCCAACUAUUCUUUGCAUGCUAACAUGCACUUAAGAGUGGAGAGGCGAGAGUUCAAUAUCGACAACAAAAUGUUUCAAGCGAAAUAUUGCACAGCACCUUAAUGAUUUAAUCUUGUUUUCAAUUCGAAGGUUCGCCUGAUUGAGAGACAAAUAGUUCGUAGUUGAGAUAGAGCUAUUGGGGUGAAAGGGAAAAGUGACGGAUCGAGCGAAAAGGAAGAAGCAUACAUUUAGCUUUGAAAGUCCUGAGUUUCACGUCAAAGUUCACAUAUCUUAAGGUUGCACAUAUAUCCUCAUCAGAUUUUUCUACUGGUGGGUAGGAUCCUUUCGAUGAGGCGAAGAGCACGGACGGCGUGAGCUUGAGUUUGCUUUAUUUUUUUCUCUCUUCUGGAGUUAGAUGUCAUUGAGAGAAGCGACACAGCAUGGAACCCAUGUCGCCUGUACAUGAAGGAAGGAACAUAGAAUAAGUAGGAGAGAAAAAGGGGUGGAUUGGAAAGAAGUAUCGAUGAGGAAAAGUGCCACUUAGGAAGUUUUAUGAAUGGAAUUCGUUUCUUUUUAUAAAAUGGACUCUGCUCUACGUACCCUAACCCUAUAUUUAAGAUGAAGUGAUUCCAACUUCAUCUGCUUCGCCGCUUCCACUCCCAUAGCACCCCUCUGGGGAAAUAUGGUACUGGGAGCGCGCGAAGGCCUCGCAUUUUGUGGUCGCGCCUCCACAAAAAGGCUCACUAUGAAAUGAGGAGGAUCCUUUUUUUGACUUUCCUUUUCGUUUAACUCCUUUCCUUCUUGCCCCUGGUCAAAUAAAUCUCCACGACUGGACGGUACUUAUUCUCUUCCGUGCAGUAAUGUAGCCCCGCUUGGCCUGUUGUUUGGGCUUAAUAUUAUUGUGUGCGUUUAAACAGAUGCGUUUCAUACGUGGUCUUCGUGUUUCACUUUCACGGAGUGACAUGGAUCAUAGGGCUGCUCGUUUUUAUUUCACUCUUUCUCGAAUGGCUUCCAUCCUUACUGGUCCCUUCCUCAUUUUCUUCCCUCAAUCCUGACUUACUGCAUUUUCGCUGCUUUCCUAUGUAGUGUAUGGGCUGCUUCAAGGAUGGCAUGGGUCUUUUUUCUUGCCUGUUGAUUUCUCCCGCUUCUUGAGGUUGAGCAUACCGGCUGUAAUGGUCACCUACAACCUCCAGAAGUGUGAGAAAUCACUCGAAAGAUAGAGAUUCGUCAAAAUGCACCCAUCAAAAAGUAUCGCUCGUGAAGAAAAAAGGCAAGGUAGAAAUAGGGGGAGUGCGGAAUGAAAGACGCUCUGAACGGGAAUGUGAAUGAAUGAAAUAAUCUCGGCGCAAUGGGCAUGGCUCAAUGAAGAUGCGGCAAGAGAGCACACACAUUGCGCAGACUCUUGUACCACCACGAUAAAAGAAAGAAGGAAUAGCAAACGACGCCGCCGUCUGUGCUCUUAGCCUGUUUCCACAUAUCAUUUUUCUCUUUCUUCUUCUUUAAUAACGGUCUGCGAAGAUUUUAUUUUUAGCGUUUCACAUCGUUGCUUUCCUUGAAAAGAAACCCUCUGAUGCCUCUGAUCUUUUUGCGGUUAUUUGUCGACAACGAGGCCCUAUACCUUCAUGAAAACAUUAUCAUGAAAUGAGACUGUGCAUGCGCAAGAUAUUAAACCACUUCACCCUGCUUUCUAUAUAUCUUUUUGUUUUGCUCACUUUUAUGGGAUCAUCUUUGGUCUGGGUAUGUUUAGCCUCUUCCGAUGGACGAAUGCAAAACGCCUCCCGAUAACUGCUAUUAUCUCCCCAUCACAACAUAUUUGCUGAGAUGGUUUAUUAUUCGUCUUGAAAUUUUAAAUUAUGGUGCGCCACUAAUGAAAUAAUAAAGUGAACCCCUGCUCAGUGAUGUAUCACAUUUGCGAUGUGCGUUGGAGUGUUUUGAAUCGUUUUGCUUGCUUGCCUUUCAUCUCGAAUACGUGUUUGUGCUGACGCAGAUCCCCCUUAUGGUCUUUUUUCCCCUCGCGUAGUGUAUAGUCGAACAAAGAUUGGGAACUAAACCACAAUGGAGUCGUCUCGGGAAUGUUACACCUUCACGCUUGUCGAGCAGAUCUCCCAGUGUGCGGAGUCGAAAAUCUACAUGGCCGAUUUCUACGGCCUCCCGGCGGUCUGCAAGCAUCGCUUUGAGAAGCAAUAUCGCCACGCGAAGCUAGAUAAGAAGCUACGUGAGCAGCGCACCCUACGCGAGGCUCGUGCGCUUGCGCGUUGCCGGAAACACGGGAUUCGCUGCCCGGCCGUGUACGCCGUGAAUCGUAAGGAUUGCAAAAUCAUCAUGGAGCACAUCAAAGGGCAAACCUUAAAGGUGGUGUUAGACAACGAACUCAAGCAGUGCUCGCAAAGGGAGGCAGGAGGUGGAAAUGAGGAGGGUGGAGCGGCGACGCCCUACGCGCAGCAGCUCCUCCGCGGUGUUGGCGAGGUCGUCGGGCAGCUCCACAACGCCGACGUCAUCCACGGCGACCUCACGACGUGCAAUUUUAUGGUCGAGGACGACACCCACGGCGAGGGCCCCGCGCGGGGGCUUUACCCCCCGGCGUUGAUGCCCUCCGGCGCGCGUAAAAGCCUCGUCGUGAUCGAUUUCGGCCUCGUCGCGGAUAAAACCAGCGCGGAGGAACGCGCCGUUGAUUUGUACGUUCUCGAGCGCGCGGUGGUAUCGGCGCAUCCGUAUUUGCAAUCAAUCGCGUCGGGUGUGAUUCUGGAAGGGUAUCUGAACGUGGUGGAGCCGAAGAAAGGAAAGGCGACGCUGGAUCGGCUGGAGGUGGUGCGAUCGAGGGGGCGUAAGCGUAGUAUGAUUGGAUAG